AUGCCCAGUCCAAUCGCUCUGACAAUCCAGAUCAGCCUGGCCUUGGUCUUACUGGCAUUCUGGCGCGCAUUUACGCCGGACACUUGGCCUAACCGGUUUUUCUCCUAUUUGAUCAAUUGUUUCUUGCUUUGGUGGUAUCCAAUCCAUUCAGCAGACGGCCAAAUCUCAAUCCCGACGUGCCCGUAUCAAUUUCCGGAUGGUGGAGGGAGCCUCAAAUUUCUCGAAUACGAAAAGGUCUCUCGUCGGUGGGCGGAGGAGUAUGGUCCGGUCUAUCGUAUCUGGGUUGGCCUGACGCCUGAGAUCAUUCUAACUCGAGCGGAGGAGAUCAAAACGGUCUUCAGAGACUCUGGAGAUCACCUGAAAGCCUCAAACCUAAAUGGGGGCUGGGUGAUGGGCGACCUAGUUGGGGAUGGGGUGGGCCUCAUCAGCCAGGGGCAUUGGAAACGUGUCCAUGCGGUGGUUUCGCCUCCGUUCACGCAAAAGGCCACGACCUACGUUCCGUUGGUCCAGUCACGGGUGGCCCGGCAGUUCAACGAGCUAUAUGGGGAAUAUCAAGCUGGGGAGGCGUGGCGUCUGAAGCCUGCCGAGGAUCUUAAGCUUUUGCCGUUCUGGGUCAUCAGCGAUCUCCUUUACGGAGAACUGCCUCCGGACAUGGUGCAAGAACUCCUUCAUAUCACCAACCUGCGGACCGACGUCUUCCAGUAUGCUUUCAAGGGUGGGCUUUCGCUCUUCUCCGUCACGAAGCUCUUCUCGCCAACUAUCCGGGCUAAGUUGCGUGUCUUCCACGGGCGAUGGGCGGAAUUUAACCGGCAAGCAUAUCGACGCGCCAAGGCCAGCGGCCAGGGCACCGCAUGCGCCAUCGUGCCUUUGUAUGCCGCGGUCGAGCGCGGUCAGCUCACUCCAACGGAGUUGAUGCAUACCCUGGACGAGGCGCUCUUCGCGAACAUCGACGUCACGAUCGGCAGCUUUUCAUGGAUCCCGGCCUUCCUCGCCGAGGACCCAGCAUCGCAGGAGGAGCUCCGAAGGGAGAUCGCAGAGGUACGGAUGGACAACUGCGACGGUGCCUGGGCGCGGUACAUUGCCAGCAACUCGACCCUACUAGCGAGCUGCAUCAACGAGUCCGCGCGGCUGCGGCCCGUCACGAACUACACCUACGCCCAGUCGAUCCCCACGGCGCGCGAUGUCGGCGGAUUCCGCAUCCCCAGGGGCACCUACAUGGUGGUCGAUACCAAUGCGUUGAAUAUCCGGGACGAGUCUUGGGGCCCGGACCGCACGAGCUUCCGGCCCAGGCGCUUCCUGGCCGAAUCCCGCGCGUAUUUCCGCUACCGGUUCUGGCGUUUUGGGUUCGGGCCGCGCCAGUGCAUCGCCCAGGCGCUGGCCGACACGAUCCUGAAGGUGCUGGUGGCGUAUACGGUCGAGCAUCAUCGCCUCCGCUCACCUGGCAAGUCCGCCACGGACAGCCGGGCGGCCCAGAAGCGAGGGGAUGCAUGGUUCAAGGUUGCAGAGCAAGCGAUCAUCUUAGAGGCUCUGUGA
Molecule: messenger RNA, 1533 nt
Organism: Aspergillus uvarum CBS 121591
Lineage: Eukaryota; Fungi; Ascomycota; Eurotiomycetes; Eurotiales; Aspergillaceae
Product: cytochrome P450
Exons: 3
Coding region: 1-1533 (510 amino acids)
Molecular function (GO): oxidoreductase activity, acting on paired donors, with incorporation or reduction of molecular oxygen; monooxygenase activity; iron ion binding
Source: RefSeq, a predicted model, not a curated record